Messenger RNA from Uranotaenia lowii, 6156 nucleotides. It is a transcript of the gene na, whose product is annotated as sodium leak channel NALCN. The record is from RefSeq and is a predicted model, not a curated record. Gene Ontology annotation, cellular component: membrane. The coding region runs from base 497 to 5878 and encodes 1793 amino acids. NCBI's taxonomy places the organism in Eukaryota, Metazoa, Arthropoda, Insecta, Diptera, Culicidae. Gene Ontology annotation, molecular function: monoatomic cation channel activity. The transcript is spliced from 15 exons. Gene Ontology annotation, biological process: transmembrane transport; monoatomic ion transport.
ACCAGUCCAUCCAGCCAUUUUGGAAAAUCGUUCAUUGCGAAGGGAACGGUGUUCCACUUAGUUGAUAUACUAUUCUCUUAUGUGGAAAAAGAUUUCCAUAAAACCUUAAACAGCUGAAUAAAGUUCAUAGGAAGCAUAAUUUAUCGAAGAUAAGUGCAAGCUUCAACAAUUCGUUAAGUUUAAACAAGUGCCAAUCGCGUUUUGUGAAGGAUAAAUUUUGUAGUACACCUUCAACCUGAGAAAAUUUUAAUUUAGAAUUAUAUUUGAAAAUUCAGUGUUUUGAAAGAUAUGUUAUCUCAAUGGCCCCGUGCAUACUAGAAUGUAAUGCUGCAAAUCAGUUCCGGAAUAAAAUAUGUUCAACGAUAAAAAGCACACACCUUGAACAGGGCGUGGUAACUGGAGGCUCGAAAAGUCCUCAGUUGUUCGCCAUUUUGGAAAAGGUGUAAGAUGCUGGGUCGGAAGCAAAGCAUUAAGGGUGAACCCGUCUUAGCCGAUUAUGGUCCUGAAGAAUCGCUUAAUGAAAGUGCCGACAUCGAAUGGGUUAACAAGUAGUCAGAAUCUGUCAUUGCCUGUCAAAUGUCUUCUGUCCAAGUUUAGUAACGUUCCUAUAGUAAACGAUACAGACCAUGCGCUGCGGAAGUUAUGGGUUCGGCGAUUGAUGCGCCUCUGCGCACUGCUGUCGCUGCUAUCCGUUUCGCUCAAUACGCCGAAAACCUUCGAGCGCUACCCGUUUCUGCAGUACUUUACACUAUGCAGCGACAUCGUGGUCACGAUCCUGUUCACCUCGGAAAUGAUCGCCAAGAUCCAUAUCCGAGGGUUGAUUGGGGGAGAUGCUCCAUAUCUCAAGGAUCAUUGGUGUCAAUUCGAUGGGUCGAUGGUACUGUUCCUGUGGGUAUCUGUUGUGCUUCACGUCUUCGAGAUGCUUGGGAUAGUACCAAAGUUCCACUACUUUACCAUCCUCCGGGCACCGCGACCGCUGAUCAUGAUUCGAUUCCUGCGGGUGUUUCUGAAAUUUUCGAUGCCGAAAAGUAGAAUCAACCAAAUCUUCAAACGAUCCAGCCAACAGAUUUACAAUGUGACGCUGUUCUUCCUGUUCUUCAUGUCUCUGUAUGGGCUGUUGGGGGUUCAAUUUUUCGGCGAACUGAAAAAUCACUGCGUUCUUAACACGACCGAAAAGAACACCCUCACAAUAAACUCCCUGGCUAUACCGGAUACAUUUUGCUCGACCGAUCCUGACUCUGGGUAUCAGUGUCCAACGGGUAUGAAAUGCAUGACGAUGGAUUUUCUAUCAAAUUACAUGCAAGGGUUCACAGGUUUUGAGGACAUUGCAACCAGCAUAUUCACAGUCUACCAGGCGGCAUCCCAAGAGGGUUGGGUGUUUAUCAUGUACCGUGCCAUCGAUAGUCUUCCAGCGUGGCGUUCUGCCUUUUACUUCAGCACAAUGAUCUUCUUCCUGGCGUGGUUGGUGAAGAAUGUUUUCAUUGCUGUCAUUACCGAGACGUUCAACGAAAUAAGAGUCCAGUUCCAGCAGAUGUGGGGAGUGAGAGGACAAAUUCAGAACAGCACCGCCUCACAGAUGAUAACAGGCGAUGAUGCAGGCUGGAAAUUGAUAACCAUCGACGAAAACAAACAUGGUGGAUUGGCCAACGAAACAUGUCACACCAUUCUGAAGUCGCCGUAUUUCCGUCUGCUCGUGAUGUCAACCAUUUUAGCAAACGGCAUCGUAACUGCUUCCAUGCAUUUUAAACACGACGGCCGUCCACGGAAAGUGUUUUACGAGAAGUAUUACUACAUCGAAAUGGCCUUUACCUUCCUGUUAGAUUUAGAGACGCUGUUCAAAAUUUACUGUCUGGGCUGGAGAGGAUACUUCAAGCACUCGAUCCAUAAAUUCGAGCUGCUGCUAGCAAUUGGAACCACCUUACACAUCAUACCUGGUCUAUACCUAUCCGGAUUUACCUACUUCCAAGUGCUUCGCGUAGUGCGACUCAUCAAAGCAUCCCCCAUGCUUGAAGGAUUCGUUUACAAAAUUUUCGGCCCAGGGAAAAAACUGGGCUCGCUGAUCAUAUUCACCAUGUGCUUGCUCAUCAUAAGCUCCAGCAUAUCGAUGCAACUGUUUUGCUUCCUUUGCGACUAUACCAAAUUCGAGAGCUUCCCAGAUGCGUUUAUGUCUAUGUUUCAGAUUCUCACACAGGAAGCAUGGGUUGAGGUUAUGGAUGAAACCAUGAUCCGGACUAGCAAGACUCUCACCCCUCUAGUAGCGGUUUAUUUCAUUUUGUAUCACUUGUUUGUCACACUGAUUGUGUUAAGUUUGUUCGUGGCCGUCAUUCUCGAUAACUUGGAAUUGGACGAGGAUAUCAAGAAACUGAAACAGCUUAAGUUUCGUGAACAGAGCGCCGAAAUUAAGGAAACGCUCCCAUUUCGUUUGAGAAUAUUUGAGAAAUUCCCAGAUUCCCCCCAAAUGACAAUUCUGCAUAAGAUUCCAAACGAUUUCACGCUUCCCAAGGUUCGUGAAUCGUUCAUGAAGCAGUUUGUGAUCGAAAUGGACCCUGAAGACCCCUCCUACAGCGAAGGCUAUCAACGACCCAUGUCAGAAUGUUGGGAAUCCAAGGUAGUUUACCGGAAACAGAAACCCGUCAAUGUGAUGAACAAAACUGCCAAAGUGCGUUCUGUAGGAAGUAGCCUACGAAAACUGGCAAUUACGCACAUCAUCAACGAUUCCAACAACCAACGACUAAUGCUGGGCGAUUCUGCUAUGAUUCCGGUUGCAGGUGGUAAAUCCGGUCUCAAACCGCAAGGAACUAUAACGCAAACCAAAGCCUGGAGAGUGGAUCAGAAGAAGUUUGGUUCACGGUCAAUUAGAAGGAGUGUACGAAGUGGCUCAAUCAAACUGAAGCAAACCUAUGAACAUCUGAUGGAAAAUGGCGAUAUAGGAGCAGCUAGUAGGGUAACAUCUUCCCGAGCUAGACCGCAUGAUUUGGAUAUCAAAAUUUUGCAAGCGAAGCGACAACAAGCUGAAAUGAGAAGGAAUCAGCGGGAGGAAGAUCUGAGGGAAAACCAUCCUUUUUUCGAUACCCCCCUUUUUGCAGUCCCAAGGGAAAGUAAGUUCCGAAAAAUUUGUCAACGAAUUGUUCACGGGAGAUACGAUGCAAGGUUGAAGGAUCCGCUUACGGGAAAGGAACGGAAGGUCCAGUACAAAAGUAUGCACAACUUCCUCGGCUUGGUGACCUAUUUGGAUUGGGUGAUGAUCUUUGUGACCACCUUAUCGUGUAUAUCGAUGAUGUUCGAGACACCAGUGAACCGAGUUAUGGAGCACGUGACGCUUCAGAUUGCCGAAUACACGUUCGUCAUCUUUAUGAGUCUGGAGCUGGCACUGAAAAUCCUUGCCGACGGACUGUUCUUCACUCCCAAGGCUUACAUCAAGGACGUUGCAUCGGUUUUGGAUGUGUUCAUCUACGUUGUAUCGCUAACGUUUUUAAUUUGGAUGCCGCGCCAAGUGCCAAGUAAUUCUUCAGCACAACUUCUGAUGAUCCUGCGAUGUUUGAGGCCGCUGCGAAUCUUUACCUUGGUGCCUCACAUGCGCAAAGUGGUUUAUGAACUGUGCAGAGGCUUUAAGGAAAUUCUGCUCGUAUCGACACUGCUGAUUCUUCUGAUGUUCAUAUUCGCUAGCUACGGGGUGCAACUGUACGGUGGAAGAUUGGCCCGCUGCAACGAUCCCACCAUUUUGAAGAGGGAAGAUUGCGUUGGCGUUUUUAUGAGACGAGUUUUCGUAACGAAAAUGAAGUUGAGUCCUGGCCAGAACGAAUCAUACCCAUCGAUGUUGGUUCCACGGGUUUGGGCUAACCCGAGAAGAUUUAAUUUUGAUAACAUCGGAGAUGCAAUGCUGGCUCUGUUCGAAGUUCUAUCAUACAAAGGAUGGAUCGAUGUACGAGAUGUGCUUAUCAAGGCGCUGGGCCCCGUUCAUGCGAUCUACAUACACGUAUACAUUUUCUUGGGCUGCAUGAUAGGAUUGACAUUGUUCGUAGGCGUGGUUAUUGCCAACUAUUCUGAGAAUAAAGGAACCGCUUUGCUUACCGUUGAUCAGCGACGAUGGUGUGAUCUCAAGAAGCGGCUGAAGAUUGCUCAGCCGCUUCAUUUACCUCCACGACCUGACGGACGCAAAUUUAGAGCUUUCGUAUACGAUAUAACACAACAUAUUGCGUUCAAACGCUGCAUCGCCAUAGUUGUGCUCAUCAACAGUAUGUUGCUUUCAAUAACGUGGAUAAAAGACGAAACACAUACGGAACGUUUGGUGAUCGUGAGCACUCUACUGACGUUUGUCUUUGUCAUAGAAGUGGUUAUGAAGAACAUCGCUUUCACGCCUAGAGGGUAUUGGCAAUCGAGACGGAAUCGUUACGAUCUCCUAGUCACAGUAGCUGGUGUAGUUUGGAUCUUCUUACAAACAACACUGAGAAGCGAUUUAUCAUAUUUCAUUGGUUUUAUGGUUGUCAUAUUGCGAUUUUUCACAAUAACUGGCAAGCAUACGACCUUGAAAAUGUUGAUGCUCACAGUCGGUGUCUCAGUGUGUAAAUCCUUCUUCAUCAUCUUCGGCAUGUUUUUGCUGGUAUUUUUCUACGCCCUGGCCGGAACAAUCCUGUUCGGCACGGUGAAAUAUGGCGAAGGAAUCGGCCGCCGAGCCAAUUUUGGAUCACCAGUUACUGGAGUGGCCAUGUUGUUCCGGAUCGUUACCGGAGAAGAUUGGAACAAGAUUAUGCAUGACUGUAUGGUUCAGCCUCCGUAUUGUACGCCAGCAGCAAACUACUGGGAAACGGACUGUGGAAAUUUUACCGCCAGUUUGAUCUACUUCUGCACCUUCUAUGUCAUCAUUACGUACAUCGUGCUAAACUUACUAGUGGCUAUUAUCAUGGAGAACUUUUCCCUGUUUUAUUCGAACGAAGAAGAUGCAUUACUAUCGUACGCCGAUAUAAGAAACUUUCAGAAUACCUGGAAUAUUGUCGACAUUCAUCAGCGUGGAGUGAUCCCCGUUCGAAGGGUGAAAUUUAUUCUACGGCUGCUAAAGGGACGCCUCGAAUGUGAUCCUCAGAAAGAUCGACUUUUAUUCAAGUACAUGUGCUACGAGCUGGAUAAGCUACACAAUGGCGAAGAUGUCACUUUCCAUGAUGUUAUUAAUAUGCUUUCAUAUCGAUCAGUGGACAUCCGAAAGGCUCUCCAGUUGGAGGAACUCUUGGCAAGAGAAGAGUUUGAAUACAUUAUUGAAGAAGAAGUCGCAAAACAGACGAUCCGAACAUGGUUAGAAGGAUGCUUGAAGAAAAUUAGAGCCAACAAUAUAACGAAACAACAAAACUCUUUGAUCGCAGGACUGCGAGCUACAAACGAUAACCUACAAAAGCAACAACAACAGCAACAAGCGCAACAAAACCAACAGCAAGAUGCAGCAGAGGAACAAUCCACCAGCAAGGAGGCAACGCUAGAGUCCGAAACAACAGAACAAACGGCCAAGGAAAUUGAAAACAAUGCAAAGAAUCGCAAGAAGAGUCAAAACAUUCUGAACCGAUCGGAUUCGACUGGUAGCAGUAGCGGUAGGAAGUUUUUGGCACCCACACUCUCGGAUCCUCAGGCUAAGAAUGAAAAAGACCGUUACAUUAGCAAGAAGAAGACUCCUAGGCCGCAGGGAACCAGCACCAAAAACAUAACCCAAAUCAACGAACUGAAUCACAGCCACACGCUGCACCAGAACUACCAUCACGCAUCGCACGGUGCGGAUAUGCAGCAGCAAAACAGCAGUAAAGCUGGCCAUCCGCACAUAAGCAUGGUCUAUGAGGUACACGAUUGGUGGCAGGAGCAGGUUAUUUGUACGCACAGCGAUGACGAAGAUGCUUAGCUAUCGUUAACUUAGUGUUAGAUGAACUGUGGAAUUUUCCUUUUUUACUACGAAUGUAAUAGGUAUAUGCUACUGGAUCAGUUCGUAUCUAAUUAACAACUCAAAUGAGGAAUAUACGCACAGAACGUUGAUUGCACAUAGAAUAUAAAAUAAACCGGUUGAUUAUUAAAUUUUAUUUAUGUUACGUUUAUUUACAACCAAAGUCUAUCCAUAUAUUUACGAAGUUUGUGUUUGAGAAUACACUGUAGUGAUAUUAGUAUUACUGCUAAACGCGAAAA